AUGAAACCGCCCGAGCCUGCUGGGGUGGGAGAGAGGAAUCACAGCUGUCUCCCUUACUCUUGGGACGUGCUCAGAUACCAGGGUGAUGGGCACCAGUGGUACGUCAGAGCAGAGGCAGGCGCGAUGGAGCUGAGCCGGAUUCUGGGGGACUCCGUCACUUUCCCUCUGGGGAUCCCAGCAGAGCAACUUAUAACUGUUUCCUGGACGGUAAACACAACGAGGAGUAUAGUAAUUGUAAUAGCAGGAAACCCCCCCAAUGUCAUUGUGACAGACCCAUCCUACGAGGGACGCCUGAGAGUCCCCGAGAACUACUUGCUUCAGAUCACCAACCUGAGGAUGGAGGACACGGGCACCUACAGAGCUCAUAUCACCACAGCUACAGGCACCAUCCACAGACCCUUCCCACUGCGCGUGUACAAGCAAGUACCGGAGCCAACUGUCCUCUGUGACUCAGUGACCUGUGUGAAUGAAACCUGUAGCUACAACCUGAGCUGCACCGUCAGGGAUGGAGGGGACAAUGUGACCUACAGCUGGACUCACACAGCAGGGGGCGCUGUUGUACCCGAUGAGUCCAUUCUGCACAUCUCUCUGAGCCCUGGGACCAUCACCUGCACAGCCCAGAACCCCGCCAGUAACAGCUCCACAACGGCCUCUGGAAAGGACCUUUGUGCAGAGUACUCCAGGGCAGCUGCAGACGAGGCGGAGCUGACCGGGAUUCUGGGAGGGUCGGUCACUUUCCCCCUGAGGAUCUCAGCAGCACAGAAAUUUAAAAACGGGGCCUGGUCGGUAAACACAAGGAGUCUAGUCACCGUCACCGCAGGGAAACCUCCCCGCGUCCUGGUGUUUGACCCAUCCUACGAGGGACGCCUGCGAUUCUCUGAUGAGAGCUACUCGCUUCAGAUCACCGACCUGAGGAUGGAGGACACGGGCAGCUACACCGUCGAAUUCAGCACAGACAAAGAGCAAUUCGCCUACAAAGAAUUCACGCUGCACGUGUCCAAGGGACAACUGCCACCCACCAUCGCCUGUGACUCAGUGGCCUGUGAGGAUGACGCCUGUAUCUACACCCUGCGCUGCGCCGUCAGGGAUGGAAGGGAGAACGUGACCUACAGCUGGAGUAACGCCCCCAGCAGCGUUCUGUCCACGGGCUCCAUCGUGCACAUCCCUCAGCGGCACCAGGCAGCUCGUGAGGACUUCACUUGCACGGCACGUGCCCCUGACGGGAACAGCUCCAGGAGGACGGUCUCCCCGAAGGACUUCUGCGCAGAGCAAGUGCCAGCGACAACGAUUGUCUGUGACUCGGUGACCUGUGACAAUGGAACCUGUCACUACACCAUGCGCUGCGUGGCCGGGGAGAGAGGGGGACAGGUGGCCUACAGCUGGACUCAAAAGGACAGCGGCGUGGUCGUAUCCACCAGAGCCACUCUGCGCGUCUCUCGGAGACCUUUCGAGGCUCUCCCGGCCGUCAUCUGCACAGCCCGGCACCCCGCCAGUAACAGCUCCAGGAUGAUCUCCCCGAAGGACCUGUGUCCAGAUUCCCCACCAGACCGGUCCCUGGCCUCGUUGCUGUCCUACCACCUCAUCAUCCUGCUGCUGGCGCUGGGAGCCCUGAGUGCCGGCCUCAUUGUGUAGCACGGCCUCCCCGGCAGGGAGCAGAGAUGGGACCAAGACCAGAGGAGCUUCCACUGCGGCUGCCAAUCCCACCAGGCACAGGCAUUCCCCAGCCUGCCAGGCCAAGGGAUGCAAGGGUGGGAGGACAGGGGACACUCACUUGCAGCGUCCGAAGGGUUAAUGUCACUGCGUGGGGAGCGAAGCAGAAACACUGGGUCCGGCAAUGGGGCUGUCAACUAUCUGAGCCUAUGGUGGAUCUCGUUAUUCACAUAAAUAUCUGGGAUUGGUUGUAUUUUAAUACGGAGGAUAUCUGGUAGCAGUGAGUUCCACAGGUUAACUCCCCAUCUCAUAAAUAAAGUCUCUGCCUUUUGA
This is a messenger RNA of Emys orbicularis (European pond turtle), 1983 nucleotides long. Its product is annotated as T-lymphocyte surface antigen Ly-9-like. The record is from RefSeq and is a predicted model, not a curated record. The coding region runs from base 1 to 1632 and encodes 543 amino acids. Gene Ontology annotation, biological process: T cell activation. Gene Ontology annotation, cellular component: external side of plasma membrane. Lineage: Eukaryota; Metazoa; Chordata; Testudines; Emydidae. The transcript has 7 exons.